UCGGAACAGACCAGUCAACCCGGGUAGCAACGAGAAAUUUAUCAUCACCUUCAACCUCAUCAUCCAAACUCCACCACCGCCCACCGACGUCAAUUGACCCUUUCCUCCUCGACACCCGGGAAAAGAGAAAGAGAAAACACAGCCAAAAUGUUCCGAUCAGCAGUCCUCCGAUCCGUCCGCGUCGCCGCCCGUCCCGCCAUGCGCUCAUUCGCCGUGGCGCCCCGCGUCGCUACCGCCGCCGUCCCCAAGAUCCAGAGCUUCCAGGCCGUGCGGUUCUACAGCGCUGGCGGUGCGCUUAACAAGGAGGAGGUCGAGGGCCGAAUUAUGAGCUUGUUGAAGGGUUUUGACAAGGUCAACGAUGUUUCCAACAUCGGUGCCACCGCUCACUUCGCCAACGACCUCGGACUUGACUCUCUCGACACCGUUGAGGUCGUCAUGGCCAUUGAGGAGGAAUUCAGCAUUGAGAUCCCCGACAAGGACGCCGACUCCAUCCACUCCGUCCAACAGGCUGUCGAGUACAUCCUGAACCAGCCCGACGCCAACUAAACGUAUAUCUCCCAAACCACCACCCCUCUUUCUUCCUCCUCAUUGUACAAUUACCACUUUCAUGACCACCGAAAUCCUUCCUCGGCAAGGAUUUAAAAGAAGCCGAUAAAAAAAAAAGCCAGCGGGGGAUUCUGAAGGGGGUGGUGGUGGAAGGAAAGAUAUAAAAAUGCAAUAUAACGCAUCAAGUUCUUUUUUAAUCUCGGCGCACCAUGAGACGGUUCAUUGUUUUCCAGACGGUCGUGGAGGAGGAGCCACAGGAAGAGAGAUGAGGAGAUGUUUGAAUGAAAGACUUGGCGACAAGUGAUCGGCUUGAAGUGUAUUCUUGACCUCGUCUUUUACUGCUCGUGGGAUGUGACGACUGGUUGAUUCCUGAUCCUCAUAUUGUGAAGCAGUGAAUUGGGAGAAUGGGGAUGCAUCAACUUCGCUGAGUUGAAGAAGAGUAGAUAGUUGACUCUACUCUGUGGCUUUGUAUAGUGUAUAGAAACACCCAAUUUCUCUA
Messenger RNA from Fusarium oxysporum Fo47, 1045 nucleotides. RefSeq names its product acyl carrier protein. Gene Ontology annotation, molecular function: acyl binding; acyl carrier activity. NCBI's taxonomy places the organism in Eukaryota, Fungi, Ascomycota, Sordariomycetes, Hypocreales, Nectriaceae. Gene Ontology annotation, biological process: fatty acid biosynthetic process. Bases 148 to 546 code for a protein of 132 amino acids. The record is from RefSeq and is a predicted model, not a curated record. The transcript is spliced from 4 exons. Gene Ontology annotation, cellular component: mitochondrion.